This is a messenger RNA of Ilex paraguariensis (yerba mate), 672 nucleotides long. The record is from the annotation of a GenBank genome assembly. NCBI's taxonomy places the organism in Eukaryota, Viridiplantae, Streptophyta, Magnoliopsida, Aquifoliales, Aquifoliaceae.
AUGGUGAUUCGGGGUGGGGUACCAAGGAGAAUUUUGAUGGAGCUUUUUGGUGCUACCACUUCUGAUAUUGCUGGAUGGAAAAGAUUGCCGGUGGUUGAUGCUUUUGAUCCCAGGUUUUUGGUGUCUCCCGCAAUAUCCCACUUGAUGAACUUCACUUCUAUAAAGGAAGAAGACUUGUAUGAAAUUGACAUUCCUCUGAAAUUUAUAGCUUCUGUGGGGACUAGAAUUCAUGGGUUGGCUUGCUGGUUUGAUGUACUGUUUAAUGGAAGUACUGUACCAAGGUGGCUGACCACUGCUCCUGGUGCACCUACAACCCACUGGUACCAAUUACGUUGUGUUCUGUCUCAGCCACUUUAUGUUAUGCCGGGGCAAGAAAUAACUGGACAACUUCGCAUGGUUGCACACAAUGCUCAGAGUUAUACUAUUUAUCUAACACUGUCAGUUAAAAUGUGGGGCCCUGGUGCCGAACAAGGAGGGAUACUCCAAACUUCAUCUGGCAAACUUGAUCUCAAAGAGCCCUAUUAUCGAAUGUCUCAACCACAAGCCUAUUCGGCCCAAGAUCAGCAGCCAAAUCAGCUAUUACAGACACAGGAUAUCCCGAUACAAUCCCAGGAUGAAGAGGUAUCUGAUCUGCUGCAACAACAAUCGCAGAAUUCAGGUGCUGAGGUUUGA